Poecilia latipinna (sailfin molly) is the source of this 2352-nucleotide messenger RNA. It is a transcript of the gene serinc4, whose product is annotated as serine incorporator 4. Lineage: Eukaryota; Metazoa; Chordata; Actinopteri; Cyprinodontiformes; Poeciliidae. The coding region runs from base 368 to 1918 and encodes 516 amino acids. Gene Ontology annotation, cellular component: membrane. The transcript has 11 exons. The record is from RefSeq and is a predicted model, not a curated record.
GAAGGGACUGAACGGACAGAUGGGACGAACACAUGGUCCAUGUCAAACUCCCCUCCCUGCUUUAAUCUGACCGGUCCGGGGGGGGGCGAGGGAUGAGGGAGGGAGGCCGCCGGGUUUCGCCUCCACUUCUCCCUCUCCUCUCUCCUGGCAGCAGCCGAUACAGCCGCAGAGCGAACAGAGCAGGACAUGGGCAACAAAGCAAGCGGUUCUGCUGCCAGGCGGUGCGGCCGGGGCUCGGGCUGAGGCUCUGGGCUCCAGCCGGACCGGAUCCGCCGCUAAUCCUCUGACCGGCCUGCCGGAGGGCUCCGGCCUCCUGGAGGAUGUGAGGCGCUCUCUCUGGGGAAAAAGCUGCCGGUGCAGGAAGUUCAUGGCCAAAUGUAGAGCUUCGGUGGGCGACGACAAACACAUGAGAGGGACGAUGUCGGCCACGCAGGGGAUGAGCCGCACCAGCGUCUACAGCUACUUCCUCAACAUGGUGGCCUAUCAGAUUUGUUGCUGCUGUGGACCGGCUCCUUGCUCGCUCUGCUGUGCCUUCUGCCCUCCUGUCAAAUCGUCCACCAGCACGCGGGUCAUGUACACCCUCUUCCACAUCAUGAGCUGCGCCGUUUCCUGCCUCAUGUUGUCCCGCACCGUCUCUGAGCUCGUCAGGGAAAAUGUGCCUUUCUUCAACGUGGUGUGCGACCAGGCGCACGGCGGAGGCCACUGUGAGAUGCUGGUGGGAUACUCAGCAGUCUACAGAGUCUGCUUCGGCACUUCCUGUUUCUACCUGAUGAUGGCGAUCUUCCUCAUCGACGUCAAGUCCAGUCAGGACUUCAGGGCGCUCAUACACAACGGGUUUUGGUUUUUAAAGUUCAUCACCUUGCUUGGGAUGUGCACUGCUGCCUUCUUCAUCCCGACAGAAUCCUUCCUGCACGCUUGGCAUUAUGUUGGUGUGGUGGGAGGGUUUGCCUUCAUCCUCAUCCAGCUCAUCCUCAUCACGGCGUUUGCUCACACCUGGAACAAAAACUGGUUGACGGGAGCAGCAGAAAACAAGCGCUGGUACCUGGCGGUGAUGUGCGCCACGCUCUUCUUCUACACCAUCGCCACCAUGGCCUUCACCUUCAUGUACAAGUACUACACACACCCCAUCGCCUGCCACUUCAACAAGGUCCUGCUGUGGGUCAACCUGGGGCUCUGCGGCCUCAUGUCCUUCAUCGCCGUCACGCCGUGCGUCAAGCAGAAACAGCCUCGCUCUGGGCUGCUUCAGGCCUCCAUCAUCAGCUGCUACGUCAUGUACCUCACCUUCUCCGCUCUGUCCAGCCGUCCGCCAGAGAAAGUGGUGUACCAGGGCAUGAACAUGACCGUCUGUUACCCCAGUGUGGGGCAAGAUGGCAUGAAGAACGAGGGCAACGCUGUGGCCAUCAUCGGCGCCGCCAUCAUGUACUGCUGCGUUCUGUUUGCCUGUAAUGAAGCUUCGUAUCUGGCCGAGGUGUUCGGUCCGUUCUGGAUGAUCAAAGUUUAUCGUUACGAGUUCCAGAAAGCGACGUGUUGCUUCUGCUGCCCAGAGGAAGAAGCAGUUGAAGAUGAGUUUGUGGUUGAUGAUGACAACAAAGGCUGUCAGAAGGUUAUUCAUAAUGAGACGCAGCGGGUGGCGUACAGCUACUUCUUCUUCCAUUUCGUCUUCUUCUUGGCGUCGCUGUACGUCAUGAUGACCCUCACUAACUGGUUCAGCUACGAGUCGGCGGUGCUGGAGACCACCUUCACCCACGGCUGCUGGUCCACCUUCUGGGUGAAGAUGUCGUCCUGUUGGGCCUGCGUCAUCCUCUACCUGUGGCUGCUGCUGGGCCCGCUGUGCAGCUGCCAGAACGAGUCCAGGCCGCGCCGCUCCCGCAUCAAACGCCGCUCUGCGUCCUGCCGCCACGUCAGCGUCAGCGUGUGACACCGUCAGCGCCGCCCCAACACAGCCGAACAUGAGCGGAGCGGGUCGGCCGCGACGCUCUGGAGGCCGCUGGCGUCACACUCACAGAGUGAGAGUGAGAGCCGAGCACCGUGCCAGAUGGCUGCACUCAACCACAGUCAGGGACGUGAUUGUGACUUUCAAACUCUCAGAACGAAUUGCCAAAGGGAGCCGGAGGAGAGGAACGUACACUGAAAAAACACAAAAUCUUACCAAGUAUUUUUCUUUACUUUCUAGUGAAAAUAUCUUAGAGCUCCUGAAAAAAGACAAAACUAACUUACAGGAAACAGGAGCUUAUUUAAAGUCAGUAAUUAAAUUUAAUAUUGAUGAAAGACUAUUAGUUAUCUAAGAUCAGGGGAAAAAGUCUAGUUAUGUAUGAAAUAAUCUCCCAGCAGAACUAAUUCUUUUUCAUCAAU